Messenger RNA from Dissoconium aciculare CBS 342.82, 710 nucleotides. RefSeq lists its product as uncharacterized. The record is from RefSeq and is a predicted model, not a curated record. The transcript has a single exon. Bases 165 to 632 code for a protein of 155 amino acids. Lineage: Eukaryota; Fungi; Ascomycota; Dothideomycetes; Mycosphaerellales; Dissoconiaceae.
GCCGAGACGAAGAUAUAAGGAGACAAGGGAAUAGCAAAAACGUUCUCUCCCUCUUCUCUCUCCUCAUUCUCCCUCUCGCAUCUUGUUCUGCCUCAAACGAAACACGAACGUGAAAAGAAAAGACAAGACAAGGAAAAAAAGGAAAUGCAAAAACAACGCAAAACAUGAUUUCAUUUCCAGUGUCCCAUUCCCAACUCCAGCAUUCUCCCCAUUGCUCUCUUCUUCCGCCUUCGGAAAAAUUUCCGGAUGUUUCUUUUUCUUUCUCUUCAUAUUUCUCUUCUUUUCGGCUGUUGCCCCUGAAUUCCCACGUCGUCAUCGGGGAACUUCCGAGGAAGAAAGGCGAAGAGGGGGAUGGGAGGGCGAUCCGCGGCUUCUCGGGACGUUUUUUUGCCCAUCGGAGAAGAACAAGGGAGAGACAACAUAUGUGUGUGUUUUGCUUCCUUUCAAGGGUGAAGCUCUCUUCUGAUUUUUUUUCUUUCUCUCCCAAAACCAACCGAUCGAAGUUCUUCUCUCCUUCUUUCCUUCUCUCUACCUCACGGCAGCAGUUCUCUGCCUUUGGCGCAAAAGGCAGCCGUCGUGUCUCCUCGCAUCCCAGGGGCGUGAGCAGUCUUCUCACAGGGAGCGAUGCAUGAAUGAAUGAAUGGAUGGAUGAACGAAUGAAUGAGAGGUAGAUGCCAGAUGCAUUGCAUUGCAUUUCGAUUCAAUUCCGC